Messenger RNA from Schistosoma bovis, 246 nucleotides. NCBI's taxonomy places the organism in Eukaryota, Metazoa, Platyhelminthes, Trematoda, Strigeidida, Schistosomatidae. The record is from the annotation of a GenBank genome assembly.
AUGUUUCUUUCAAAAUAUCCACAAACCUCGAAUUUCCAUAUAUUAGCAAAACAAAACAACCACUCCUCAAAUGCUGAUCACCAUGUGCUAUUCAUAUAUACUGAGAGUCCAAUUAGUUGUAAAGAUGUUUCAAAAUAUCAGUCGACCUUGAGGUGGCGUUUAGCUUUAUGGUUUGAGUAUAUUUCAACCAACACUGCUGAAAGUUAUUUCAUUCUCUUUUCAAUUGAAUCUUCAUGGAAUUCCUGA